AUGCAUAAACAAACGAUUGCUGAGAAAGAAACACAAAAGAAAAUCAGCCAGUUGGAGGAUGAAAGUCACCUUGCGUCUCAGAAAGCGAAAGCCGAUGCGGAAUUCUACAGAGCACAAAGAGAGGCUGAAGCUAAUCGUCUCCUGCUUACUCCGGAAUACCUGGAGCUAAGGCGAAUCGAAGCGGUCGCAAAGAACAACAAGAUCUUCUACGGACAAGAUAUUCCCAGCGUAUUCUUCCACUCAGAUGAGGUGGCUGCGAUGGCGCAAUCGGCGGCUCAGAAGAAACCGUCGAAGUAA
Molecule: messenger RNA, 297 nt
Organism: Cooperia oncophora
Lineage: Eukaryota; Metazoa; Nematoda; Chromadorea; Rhabditida; Trichostrongylidae
Source: the annotation of a GenBank genome assembly